AUGGACAACCGAUCAUCCAUGAUCAAUGGUCUCAAUGAGCCUUUCAACACUCCUAGAAACCUUGAUUCUAGUGAAAUUCAUGCUAUGCAGGAUCUUGGAGAUAAAGAAAGAUGGCUAAAGAGAGACAGCAAAUCCAUCGCUUGGAAAGACAAGUCCAAAUGGUGUGCUUACCAUGAAGACUUUGGCCACAUGACGGAGGAUUGCAUAGCCCUACGAAAAGCAAUCAGCUACCUCCUUAGCAAAGGACACCUCAAAGAGAUCUUAGGCAGAAAAAGAGAAAAAUCCACGGAGAACAACCAAGAUGAUCACAGGAUCCUGGAGAAACUAGGAUCUCCACCAUCUAAUGCUAAGAUAAUUAGCGUUAUCUCAGGCGGAUCUAACAUCUGUGGUACCUCUUAUUCUCAGGCUAAAAGACACGCCAGGGUCUCCAAAAUAGAAAAGGAGGAUAGACCACGAAAGAAUACAAUGGUCAGUAGUGAAAAAGAAAUCACAUUCGAUGAGACCGACAGGGAAGGAAUUCAGGAUCCUCACCAUGACGGCCUCAUGAUAACACUGUACAUGGCUAACCAUUUCGUCAGAAGGAUCCUUGUUGACGGAGGAUCCUCUAUCAACAUCGUACUCCUACACGCGCUGAAGAGAAUGAACAUCCUGAAAUCAGAGAUAGUCAGAAGAUACUCCGUCCUCAUAGGAUUUAGUGGGAAAAAACAGUGGGAGAAAUAA
Molecule: messenger RNA, 720 nt
Organism: Lactuca sativa (garden lettuce)
Lineage: Eukaryota; Viridiplantae; Streptophyta; Magnoliopsida; Asterales; Asteraceae
Source: RefSeq, a predicted model, not a curated record